Varroa destructor (honeybee mite) is the source of this 4609-nucleotide messenger RNA. RefSeq names its product toll-like receptor Tollo pseudogene. The record is from RefSeq and is a predicted model, not a curated record. NCBI's taxonomy places the organism in Eukaryota, Metazoa, Arthropoda, Arachnida, Mesostigmata, Varroidae.
AAGUGCUAUUUCACGCCAUCGCAUUAACAAGGAUACUUUAUAUUGACGUAUCUAUCUAUACUGGUAUGACCGCGUAAGCUACAUCAUCACUCCGCGAGGAAAACAGCCCGCGGAUCUAUAUCAAAUCAACGCGAAUAUAUUUCUAGAAACGCAGUGACUGUGACCGCCAACGGAUACCUAUUACACUAUCUGUAUGCAACCUAAAACAUCGAUGCAGAGUACUGCCGCUGCUGUUGAGCAGAUUUAACGGAUAUCAGUUAGAGUGGUAAUCAGUGUAUGACUUCGUGCGUUUGGUCGGCAAACGUUGUAUGGAACUGCGCCACGGUCGCGACUGUGCUGGUGAGUUGUAACGACGGUGCUUAGACUAUUGACGCGUUGAGGAUACGGAACAAUAUCGACGGACGACGAAUGGCCGACGGUGACAGACGCCUUGCACGGUGGUGAUCUCUCUGACGCUGUCAUGCGGAGUCGAGAGUGAGUGCUGCUGCUGUUGCUGCUCUGAUGCGCUAGUGGGGGCGAGUAGGAGUCCUUCCUUUUUCGCCCACGGCCGCUAUGGCCUCCCCUCCGUUACCUGCCAACCUCACCCUGGCCGGCGUCGUGUCGGCCAUCAUCGUCCUGUUCCCACUAAUAGCGUCGCCAACGGUCGGACGCUACGUGAGCGCCGAUGACUGCGACUGGCAAACGUUAUCGCCAGGCGCGCCUGAAGUGGCCAUGCGCUGUCGUUUCCAGUCGCUUCGUGCGGGUCCUGACGCCACGAACUUUUCCCUCAUUCAGCCAGACACCACGCGCGCAAUGAGCGUCGUCUGUGACGCUCUCUUCACCGAGAGCCAGCUAGCGAAUGGUACAUUCGAAACGCUUCGACAGUUGCGUAGCCUCAGCAUCGAGCGGUGUAAACUAGAAGAACUGCCAUCGCACGCAUUUUCAGGGCUCACCGAGCUUAGCAAUUUGACAGUACGUACGCACAACGGCGAGUGGGGUGCCAUCUCGUUGUCCAUUGCUCCAGGCGCUUUAAACCACCUGAAAACAUUGGAACGCCUUGAUAUGGCGCAUAAUAAUAUGGUUGCUCUUCCGCGGGCACCGUUUUGCCAGCUGGAAUCGCUUCAAUCGCUAAAUCUGACGCACAACUCACUUACGGAUCUAAACAAUGUGGGCCUGAGCAGCGACGACUGCCAAUUGAACGGCUUACUUGAGUUAGACCUAUCGUCGAACAAGCUUCGGUACGUCGAUGAUCGCGCCUUUGAGAACUUGUCCAACUUGAAGAAGCUCUACCUACAACGCAACGAACUCGCCCAAAUGGUUGAGACAGCUCUGUCAGGUUUAUCGCGUCUUCAGCUUCUGGAUAUGUCGAACAAUCGGCUGAAUACGUUACCACCGAAAGUGUUGCAGGGUUCCGCUGACCUCAAGGAACUUUAUCUGCAGAACAAUAGUAUUGGAUUGCUAUCACCGACAACAUUUCGCGGAUUGCAACAGCUCGUGGUAUUAAAUCUAAGUGACAAUCAAAUUUCAAGUGAAUGGAUUGCUCCCGAGACGUUCGCCGAUCUGAUCCGGUUAGUUGUGCUGCAUCUGAGUAACAACAGACUUCGGCAUAUUAAUGCCACGGCCUUUGCUUCCCAAUACAGCCUCCAGAUUUUACAUUUAGAUGGGAAUCAGAUCGAGACGAUUGACGACAAUGCGUUCAAUUCUUUAUAUAACCUGCACACGCUUAUUCUCAGUGGAAAUCGACUUCAGAGUUUAGAUGCAUUUACCUUCAACGGAUUAUAUGUAUUAAGCAAUCUUGCGCUUGAUGGGAACCUUCUGUCGUCGCUGCAUCCCGAUGCGUUCCGCAACUGCAGUAGUUUGCAAGAUCUUGAGCUGUCUGAGAAUCAGCUGAGCCAGAUCCCUCGUGGCCUUCAACAUCUGCGGUUCUUGCGCGCACUAGACCUGUCGGGUAACCUGAUCGACGAUGUCACCAACCUUACCAGUGCCAAUUUGACCAACCUUCAUAGCCUAAGUUUGGCGCGCAAUCGCAUCGGUAACAUGACGAAGGGUACCUUCGCCAAGUUCCGCUCAUUACGCCGCCUCGAUCUUUCUCGUAAUCAGAUUGGCGGAUUGGACCAUGCGAUCUUUGACGAUGCGCCCGCGCUAAAUACAAUCCAGCUGCAAGACAAUUUGCUUCGCGACAUCAAUGGCCUGUUCAUGAAUCUUGCGCAUCUGAGGCUACUGAAUGUUUCUCGCAACGCUAUCACGUGGUUCGAUUACGCGCUCGUGCCGGCGGCACUUAAACAUCUCGACCUACACUCGAAUGAAAUCGAAGUGCUUGGCAACUAUUUCGAAAUGGAGUCGGCCAUGCACCUAAAGAUUCUCGACGUUUCGCAUAACCGCCUGCGCGAGAUCAACGCCGCAUCAAUCCCUCACCGCGUCGAGAGCGUCGCCCUAUCGAACAACCUCAUCAGCGUGAUUCACCCAUUCACGUUCAUGCUCAAAGCCAACCUGUCGCGAGUCGACCUAAGUAAUAAUCGAUUGCAAAAUAUUGACAUCAACGCAUUGCGUCUUAAGGCUACGCAAGACCUCAACCGGCUGCCUGAAUUCCGUAUCAGCGAGAAUCCAUUCUUCUGCGACUGCACGAUGGAGUGGAUGCAGAAGAUCAACGCGCUUGACGAGUCAAGGCAAUACCCAAGGGUUGUCGAUCUGGAUCGCCUUGAAUGUCAAUUGCCGUUCUCGCGCCGAAGAACCAAGGUACCAUUGCUGCAGGCAAACCAAUCAGACUUUCUUUGCAAAUAUAAGAGCCAUUGCUUCGCCCUUUGCCACUGCUGUGAAUUCGACGCGUGCGACUGCGAGAUGACCUGCCCCGACGGCUGUAGUUGCUAUGCCGAUUCGACGUGGAAUUCAAACGUGGUGGACUGCAGCUUCACCAGCCACAGCGUGAUUCCAGUGCGAGUGCCGAUGGAUGUGACCGAGCUAUAUUUAGACGGUAACGACAUGCCUCAGCUGGCUAGUCAUUCGUUCAUUGGUCGAAAACAACUGAGAGUUGUGUACCUCAAUAACAGCAAUGUUCAAGUGAUCCGAAAUCGAACCUUCACCGGGCUGGCGAAUCUGCAGGCUCUCCACCUCGACCACAACAAGAUCACCGCGCUCCACGGGCAUGAAUUCGACAACCUUACAACGUUGCGAGAACUCUAUUUAUCCCACAACCGGUUAAAUUUCAUCAGCAAUGUCACCUUCUCGCAGCUGCGUUCGCUUCGCGUACUGCACCUAGACAACAACUACAUUGUCGAGUUCCAAGUAUGGAUUCUCAGCCAAAAUCCGCUGCUUACCGAACUUCGACUUGGUCACAACCCAUGGAGCUGCGAGUGCCGCUUUCAGGAAUCUCUGUUUGACUGGGCGCAAAUGUUUGGCGCUAACGCUCUUCAGGACGCGAGCGCCACGAGGUGUAGAGGGAAUGACACGCUCGGCCCACCCCUAACGCUCUUCAAUGCCACCGCCUGCGCAACAAACCGCAUCGCGGUAACUGGCAGUACCACCAACGGCAAUGCACUUGGUGGCUUCACCAAUGGAGUCAAUCAAAUCGAAGCCGCCGAUGACUCUCACUACUUGGGAGGAGUGAUUCCUGACCUGAAGCUAGAUGUGCUGCCUAUAGUUGGGUGGGCCAUUGUGGGGCUUAUCCUAUUCCUCAUCGUCGUGGUAUUGAUUAUCUGUAUUGCAUACCGCAAAGACAUUCGCGUAUGGAUAUACGCGCACUAUGGUGUGCGUCUGUUUGAGCGUCGGCGCGAAGAGCCCGAGAAGCUAUUCGAUGCAUUCAUUUCGUAUUGCAAGAAGGAUGAGCCGUUCGUGGCGCAGCUUCUGGCACCUGAGUUGGAGUGCGGUAGCGGUGGCGCAGGAGGUACGGCGCCGUAUCGGCUGUGUCUUCGCUACCGUGACUUGCCAAUGUCGGGCUAUGUCGCCGAAGCGAUCGGCGAAGCCAUCGAAUGCAGCCGUCGAUCAAUUGUCGUAUUGUCCGAGCAGUUUUUACGCAGCGAGUGGUGCCGUUUCGAGCUUAAGUCGGCGGCUCGCGAUGCCCAUGUGCGGGGCAGCACCGACGGUGGUUCCUCCCUUGUCGUCAUCGUGUUGGAUAAGGGUGCGAUGCGCCUCCUUGACGCCGAGGCUCGUCUGAGCCUUCGCGGCGCCCCAGUAAUCCAAUGGGGCGAAAAACGGUUCUGGGAGAAACUACGGUAUGCCCUGCCUGAUCCGCAGGCGUCGUCUCGGAAACAGCAGGUCAUGCUCCCACACGGCCAGCAGGUGAUGCUACCAAGCGAUGCCACGAUACAUCGCUAUAACACAACAACUGGACUCCACUCCGCUGUCAAGCUCGUCUAGUGCCUUUAUAACAAGUCGAAGCUAGCUAGCCAUAAAAAAAAUCAGCAAGCCAGAUGGCAAGAAAGAAGAAGUCUUUGGUUAGUCACUGACGCUGAUAUACGCAUGGUAAUGGCGAAUCAUAGUGGGCUAACUGACACGGGUACAUAUAAACAGACACAGAUGCACACAAAGUGAGACACACAUUAAGAUCAUGUGAAAAGAUCUGGAAGUUACCGCAAAGAAGAUUGCGAUCGCGUUGUUUCAGCCGAGGCCGACGUCGACGCGGUAUUCAGCAGCG